AUAGUCGGAAUUAUUUUGUUGAAGGAUUCACGAGACGACGGUAACGUGUCUCCGUGCGGGUCGAAAUGUGCAAAGAUUAAAGCCAUUUUCACGCUAGAAGUCCCCGACGACGCGACGUAAGAAAUGGCUUCCGCGAGCUUUGGCGCGUGUGUCCUCUGUAGGAGGGCGGCGGUGAAGAUAAGCAGCAGGGGAAUGAGCGCGGCGGCAGGCGCACAGUCCCAGGGGGAUUUCCUGAGCGGAGAACCACACAGGAAGCACCCGGGUGUGACCAACCUGAAAACCCUGCGCCUGCCCGACGAACUCCAGGCGGCCGCACGGACGAUCAUCAACAGAGCUCCGGUGACUCAGCUGACCGACCGCUCGCGAACCCUCGCCAACUUCCUGUGGAGCAGAAAAAGAGCCGUCGAGGAUUGGACGCUGAGGCGGAAAGCUGUGAGCCUGGAGAAAGAACUGUGGGAUGAAGCCAAGGAGAAGAGAGGAGAUAUGGAUGAACAGUUACUGGAAGAACGCAUCAGGAAGAAAGUGUUUUCAGAGCUGAGAAAAACGACAUAUCACUGGACUCCCAUGAAGUAUGAUGAAGAGUUAGCCGUGGUCUACAUGGCGGCUCGGCUGGCCGGGGGCUACGCCGCAGUGAGGAGAGCUAUAAAUGAAAUCAAAAAGCGGGAUCCCUCUUUUGCCCCCAAGUCUCUCCUGGACUUUGGAUCGGGGCUGGGAACAGUUGUCUGGGCGUCGCACUCGUGCUGGGGCGACACUUUGAAGGAGAUGGUGUGUGUGGACAGCUCCGGGCCCAUGAACGUCCUGGCUGAACGACUUCUUAAAGGCGAUGAAGAAAGAGCUGAACCUCACAUCAAACAAGUCUAUUUCAGACAGUUCCUCCCCGUCUCCCCUAAGGUGCAGUUUGACUUGGUGGCGGCGGCCUUCACCCUGUCGGAGCUCCUGAGCGUGAAGGACCGCGAAGAGGCGGUGCUGACUCUGUGGAGAAAGACGGGCUCGUACCUGGUUCUGGUGGAAAAUGGGACUAAAGAAGGCCACCAGAUGCUCAUGGAGGCCAGAGACGCUGUAUUAAAGAAACUAGAUAAGACGGUGCAUGACAGCAGGCCAGCGUCGGUGUUCGCUCCGUGUCCUCACGACCUGUCAUGUCCUAAACUGACCGUCGGACCCACCGCACCCUGCAACUUCCAGCAGAUGUACCACCCUCUGCCUCUACCGGGGCACAAGGAGCGGCAGACGGAGAAGUUCAGCUACCUCAUCCUGACUCGCGCGCGGCCGGCGCAGGCGGACGGCGCGGACUGGGCCAGGCUGAUCGCACCGGUGCAGCGCAGGACGCGACACGUCCACUGCCGCGCCUGCUGCUCCGACGGGCGACUGCAGCACCUGGUGGUGACGGCGCGAAAGCACAGCCGGUAACAGCUCAGCGGCAUUACAGCGCGUAGAAGGGACGUGUACCGCUGCGCCCGGAGCAGCGACUGGGGAGAUCAACUUCCCACCGCGCCGAGAGGCGACGACGACCAGAGUGAUUCAGAGUGACGAUUCAACGAUAAAGAGACAUUUAUGUGGACUUUUGAGACGCCGUAAAAACUGCCCACUCGGCGUCGUUUUUAAUUCAGCAGAACUGUUAAGAUACUAAUUUGUCAACCUCUGAUCACUCCAAUAAAAAGUCGUAACAUAAGUUCUUUAA
Gasterosteus aculeatus aculeatus (three-spined stickleback) is the source of this 1678-nucleotide messenger RNA. RefSeq names its product methyltransferase like 17 (gene mettl17). NCBI's taxonomy places the organism in Eukaryota, Metazoa, Chordata, Actinopteri, Perciformes, Gasterosteidae. Gene Ontology annotation, biological process: translation. Gene Ontology annotation, cellular component: mitochondrial small ribosomal subunit. Gene Ontology annotation, molecular function: structural constituent of ribosome; methyltransferase activity. The record is from RefSeq and is a predicted model, not a curated record.